Molecule: messenger RNA, 2703 nt
Organism: Hydra vulgaris (swiftwater hydra)
Lineage: Eukaryota; Metazoa; Cnidaria; Hydrozoa; Anthoathecata; Hydridae
Source: RefSeq, a predicted model, not a curated record
UUAGUGGAAGUGCAAUUCCGCUUUUUUUUCAGUUCUGUUUACUAAAAAAAAUAACUCGCUGGUUUUUUAUUUUAUUUCAAUUUGGUUUCCUGUUUUAUUUUUUGUAACAAUUAGUGUACGUUGUAGCUGAAAAAAGAAUGUCAAUAUCAUCUUUUUACUUCGAAUUAUAGAACAUUAAAGUUGUGUAUCCGCUCGGGAUAUUCUUGUAUCCGCUCGGGAUAUUUUAUUUUCAUUUAUAUUUUAUGGUACGUCUGAAUAUAUUUUGCUGUUUCUAGCCAAAAAAAAUUAAUUUAACUCCUUAAGUUUAGAGACAAUCAAAAAUUUUUCAAGGAUUACAUUACUAAGCACUUAUAUUUAUAAUUUAUCAUUACAUUCAUAAUUUUUGUAAUAAAAUAAUUGUUUUUGUCAUAUUUCUGUUCUGUGUUAUACCGUUUGAAAACGAAAAAGUUUUUUCUACCUUAAAUACUUUACUAUCGUAAAUACUAUAAAUAAAAAGAUUUAUUUUAACGUAUAUCUUUUGAACUCUUGAUUUUAAACUUAUUUCACUAUUUAAACAUGGAAUGGAUAGGAAUAUUAAACUUUGGUGAAAAAGUUGACUGUGAUGCAUGGGAUACAGAACCAUUUAAUGGGUAUUCAGCAAAAAGAAAGUUUGUGUCGAAUUCGGGAGAAGAAUCACUUAUAAUUUUAAAUGUUAACAAAUCAUUAAAUGGAAAACCCUUAUAUGAAGGAAUAGUUAUGCGUGAUAAUAAUAUACAAAAAAGAUAUAUCUGCACUAAUCCAACAUCAGUUUAUCGUAAGGUUAUUUGCUUUUUUGGUAUAAAAACAAAAGGUAGACUCAAUGGAAAACGAUUUUAUGGAUUAGACUCUAAAGAUUUCAAGUUUCAUUUAAGUUUAUCCGGAUCUGAAGAUUGUAGAAAACAAUAUCAAUCCUAUAUAUCUAAUGUAACAUCCCCCACAAACACAAGAUUGUGCUCAUGGUUAGGUGUUGUAAGUUAUGGUACUGCAAUAAAUUGUGACAGUUUGUUGUACAUAAAAACAAUCAGAUCAGUUAAAUGUCGUAUUCAACCAGGAUAUGAAGCACAAAGGUUAUUAAAGCUGAAUGAUGUUAAUGUGGUUAUAACAAUGAAGAUUAAUAAAUCAGAUGAUGGUCCUGUUUACCGAAUUAUUGUUUCUGACUUAUAAAUUGAUUGCAAGUCAUUGCAUUCCUCUUCUUUUGUUAAAGAUGCUUUUAGCAAAUUAAACUAUAUUAGUUCUAAAAACUGGUCUGGUUUUCAGUUUUUUGGCUUGGAUAGAAGUGAAGUAAUCAUUAAAACAUCUUGUCCAAUAAUAAAAUUUGAUACACCAUCUUUUGAUAACAUUAAACAAAACAACAACAGUGUAAUAGUUGAUUUACUGAAUAUAAGAAAAUGUGGUGCUGGAAAAACUAGUUCGCUUCUCAGUAAAAAAGCUAUAAAAUCUCGGAAUAAGACAAUUCAUUCAUUAGUAGAGUUAGCAAACUAUGGUGAUGUAAAAAGUUUUGUGAGCUACAUAAUAAAUGAGUGCCCAGAAAUUGUUGAAGAAGUUAUAGAUGAAAAUACUGAUUUCUUAGUUCAUAUUGUUGAAAGACUUAGGUUUAUAACAUCUGUUAAAAAUCUUGAUUGUCAACAAACUGUUUAAUAAUGAUGGAUAAAAUUGAAAUUUCACAGAGAUCUUAUAAAGUUUUAAAAGGUAUUCUCAAGAAAAAUAAUAUAAACAUUCCUACAUAUGACCACCUUAGAAAAUACUGUCUUAAUAUAGAUGUAGGUCGAAUUCAACAUGCUCAUAAUGAUGCUAGUGUCGAUUGUGAAUGUUUUGGUUACUCUUGUAAUGUUAAAGAAACACUACGAAGAGUCCUAUCAACCCUUUCUCUUUAUGAAAAAUUUGAGUUUUUUUCCAUUGAACAACAACAAGUGAUAAGAGAUUUUUUAAUUCUGAAGAAUAAUACUCUUUAUGAAAAGUUUGACAUAAAUAGCAAAACUUUAAUUCUGCAUGACACUGGAGAUAAUUUUUGUGCUGCUAGUCGUUAUCCAACUGAGCAAACUUCUUUUUCAAUAGUGAAUUUAACUCCUAUGAUUAACAGCCUAUACGGACAAUUUAUCACAACUCUUUGGCGAGGUAUUGAAAGUCAUGAGAAUAUUAAGUUACAUGUGCAAAAAGUAUACACAGAUUUGACAAAUCUAGUUAAAAAUGGAUUAACAGUGUGUAUUAAUAGUAAUAAAACUGAACACUUUAAUGUGAUUUUAUUUCUAGUUGCCGAUCUUUGUUUUAUUAACGAAGUUAUUGGUAAAUGCUCCAGUAAUCAAACAUAUGGUUGCAAUCAUUGCAAGUUGCCAAUUUAUGACUGGGCCGCUGUAAAUAAAAAGAUUGUUCCUAUUCAAUUGGUUGUUGAUAUACAAGAACGUGGGGAACAUGUAAGGGUUGAGCUAGGCCCUAGACCAAACAAAGAUUCAGCACAAUAUAAGAAGUUUACUGCUGACAACUAUGGACAUGGGGAGCAGUGUUAAUUAAAAGAUUGAUUAUUGAUUUCAUGCCACCAUGUGGCUUGCAUUUAAUUUUAGCACAACAUAGAUAUCUUUGGAAAUUUAGUAUAGUAAAUAAGCGUUCACAAGAAAACCUUUUGUCUGAAGGAUUGAGAAAGAUUAGGUGUUCGUAUUUAGCAUUUCAACUUGAUUGUUAUUUUAAAAG